AUGUCUGUCCUUUACUUUAUUUUUUAUCGAACUGAUAUAUUAUAUAUUAAAUUAUCAUUCAUUACUUCUUUUUUAGAGGAAAUACAAACUGUCGUUGAUUUGAACUGUAAUAAAGUCAGAUUGAUUCCUAUACUUUUAGUGGGAAUCGGUGGCUCACUAUUUGCCGCUACGCGAUUUGGUAGAGAGGUCUAUAAGCAUAAAAAUUUUACCGCACCAGCAUUUGCUACAUGGUUUAUCAUGUCAUGGUCGGGAAUUUUGUUACCGAUUGUAAUUGGAGUAGCCAUGCUAAGUGGCUAUAACCUUAGUAAAUGUAAAAGCAUCAUUUCAGAACCAUAUCGAAUAUAUAAUCAAUUCUCUGUCGGUUUAUACAUUAUUAAAGUACUCCCAUUAUGCUUUCUGCUGGAUGGAACUGUAUUUUUAGCAAGCUCUGCGAUGGUGGCUUUAUCUUCUUUCGAUGUUACGAUUAUACUUCUUUCGACGACUCCACUAACGUAUUUAUUUACUUAUACAUGUAACAAUCAAAAUUUUAACAUAAUAAAAAUCACGGGUACAAUUCUGAGCAUAGCUGGGCUAACAGUUAUGAUUAUUCAAGGUAUUCUUUUUCAUCCACCGGGUACUGAUAUCAGAAUGGCGUUAGCAAGUUCCGUUUUUCUCGCUCUAUAUCAGAUUUCAAUAGAUAGUAUUUUCAAGAGACGGAUGCAUCCACUUCAACUAGCGUUCAUACAGACAUCGAUUGGUAUCUACAGCUUGCUAACAUUUUGGAUUCCAAUGAUUGUAUUUUAUUACCUUGGCUUAGAUCGCUUUGAAUUACAUCAAAUUCCAUGGCAAUCAUUAUUACUUGCAUCUAUAUCUAUUUUCAUCCAUUUCUCUCUUGUACAUCUAUCGCAUGGAAUUAUAAAUCCUCGUAUCCUGUUGCUUGGCCGGCUUUUAGCUGUGAUGCUAAAUGGAAUUGUUGAUACCAUCAAUCAAGAAAUUGAAUUUGAUAGUCUACGAACUAGUGCGACAGUAUUACUGGUAACCAGUUUAUGGCACAUGUAA
Messenger RNA from Trichoplax adhaerens, 1038 nucleotides. RefSeq lists its product as uncharacterized. Bases 1 to 1038 code for a protein of 345 amino acids. The record is from RefSeq and is a predicted model, not a curated record. The transcript is spliced from 6 exons. Lineage: Eukaryota; Metazoa; Placozoa; Uniplacotomia; Trichoplacea; Trichoplacidae.